Messenger RNA from Prorocentrum cordatum, 537 nucleotides. The record is from the annotation of a GenBank genome assembly. Lineage: Eukaryota; Dinophyceae; Prorocentrales; Prorocentraceae.
AUGCUCCAGAAGAGCUCGCAGAUGAUGCAGUUGAGUCGGCAUGAGCAUUUAAGCGUGAAAACGACGCCCACGAACGACGCCGAGUGCAAGGCCGUGCCUGGCAUCAACACGGGCCUGCCCAUCGUCUACGACUCCAGCUGCCCCGGCCUGUGCUGCUUCGAGGACCAGCCGUGCAGGUACAACAACACGGGCUGCUACUCCGCAGCCUUGGCGCAGCAGAAGGUGAGGACGACGCCCACGAACGACGCCGAGUGCAAGGCCGUGAAGGGCAUCAACACGGGCCUGCCCAUCGUCUACGACUCCAGCUGCCCCGGCCUGUGCUGCUUCGAGGACCAGCCGUGCAGGUACAACAACACGGGCUGCUACUCCGCAGCCUUGGCGCAGCAGAAGGUGAGGACGACGCCCACGAACGACGCCGAGUGCAAGGCCGUGAAGGGCAUCAACACGGGCCUGCCCAUCGUCUACGACUCCAGCUGCCCCGGCCUGUGCUGCUUCGAGGACCAGCCGUGCAGGUACAACAACACGGGCUGCUACUGA